AUGGCAAUGGCCUCGUUCUCCUCUCACUCCACCAGCCACCUCCAUGGCCCCCUCCACGGCCAUGCUAAAAUCACCAAGGCUCGCAGCCGCCAGGCUGUCAAGCCCAUCCUCAAGAAGUUGCAGUCGCAUUCGCACUCGGAGAAGAACUCCCUCGACCUUGACCGCAGUUGGGAUGAGCAGGCUCGCUUUGGUUCCUCGUACAGCCCUGGUGGAGACGAAGACUACGCUGGCGCACCGUAUGGAGCCUCGUAUACGCCAACUUCGACAAUAGCAGCUGGCCAUAUCCCCCGACCUGUUCGUGAUGUGAGCUUCUCCCUCUCGGCUACCGAUUACUCGCACACCCGCUCCACCAGCGGCACUUCGCACAUAUCUGUUGCCACCUCCACAAGCGGCCGCAACGGUUCCUUCGUACAUCCUUUUCAGCAGACGCCUCGAACAUCGACGCCGCCCCUGUCCUACGCUAACUCGCUCGCCUCGCUCGACAACCCAACAGCUCCUCGCGACUACUCCCCGACCAUCACCGAGGACGACGACGACAUUGAGCCCCAGGUCCACCAGACGGCUCGCUCAUUUCCCCUGCCGCACUCCAGCUCCCAACCCCGGCGGCCUUCGCUCGCCAGCCAGCGCACCAGCUCUUUGUCCGACAUCAAUCAUUCAAUGGCCGCCGCACGGAGAACUCACCGCAUCGUAACCAAGAGCCGCUCCGACCUCCACUUGCACACUGCCUCUACGACAGCGCUUGACUCUGCUUCGAGCGCUAGCCCCCCCGCGUCCUUCAUCUCUCCACAAAUGAUGACUGGUGCCUCCUCUGCUUCUGCCAUGUCACCUCUACGCACAUCCCUUGACGUGAAUGGGUUCCGCCUCCGUUCCCGAAGUGAGGUCGACACCGCCUCGCGCCAGGACCACGUCCGUGAGGCCCGACGCAAGUUUGAAGAGAAAGAAAGGGCCAAAGAGGAGAAGUACGCUCGCGAGCAAAUUCGUAAGCAAGAGCGUGCCGAGAGCAAGGGGGCCCAUCGACUGGCCAAAUCUUACUCGCACGGUCGCAAGACUAGUUUUGGUGGUUCCCGCAUCUCCUGUGAUCGAACCUCAAGCCAAAGCGAUAUUCGGCCGUCGGUAUCGAGGAAGAAUACCGCCACCGGACUCGGCGACAACGAGAAGGUCGCCUUUGAGAGCCGAGGCUAUCAUUCUGUGCCCACAGCCUCGUCGCCGCGGGCCAGAACUGAACAAGUGCAUUUUGAGUCUACCCGCAGGAACAACACAGCCAAGCAAAAAACCAAUGGGGCAUGGACGGCCUUUGUUCUUUGGUUCAGAACUCGGUUACUGAAGAUGGGACGACGAUAG
Molecule: messenger RNA, 1341 nt
Organism: Ilyonectria robusta
Lineage: Eukaryota; Fungi; Ascomycota; Sordariomycetes; Hypocreales; Nectriaceae
Exons: 3
Coding region: 1-1341 (446 amino acids)
Source: RefSeq, a predicted model, not a curated record